This is a messenger RNA of Cololabis saira (Pacific saury), 1612 nucleotides long. RefSeq names its product betaine-homocysteine methyltransferase (gene bhmt). Gene Ontology annotation, molecular function: zinc ion binding; betaine-homocysteine S-methyltransferase activity. Bases 103 to 1305 code for a protein of 400 amino acids. The record is from RefSeq and is a predicted model, not a curated record. NCBI's taxonomy places the organism in Eukaryota, Metazoa, Chordata, Actinopteri, Beloniformes, Belonidae. The transcript is spliced from 8 exons.
CGCUCCCCUCCUGCUCUAUAAAAGCUGCAUGGAUGCCUUGACGGGUCUCUUUCCAAACUCAGAGGAACGGUGGAAGUGAGGAAAGUGUGACUCUGCAAAAUCAUGGCACCAGCUGGAGCGAAGAAGAACCUUCUGGAGCGCUUGGAUGCGGGAGAGGUCGUUGUCGGAGACGGAGGCUUCGUCUUCGCCCUGGAGAAGAGGGGCUAUGUCAAAGCAGGACCCUGGACACCCGAGGCAGCUGCAGAAUACCCCGAAGCAGUGCGACAGCUGCACAGGGAGUUCCUGAGGGCUGGCGCAAAUGUCAUGCAGACAUUCACUUUCUAUGCAAGCGACGACAAACUGGAGAACAGAGGCAACACUCAGCGCUUCACUGGGCAGCAGAUAAACGAGGCCGCUUGUGACCUGGCCAGGGAGGUGGCCAAUGAGGGCGAUGCUAUGGUGGCGGGAGGGGUGUCGCAGACGCCCUCUUACCUCAGCUGCAAGAGUGAGAAUGACGUCAAGGCCAUCUUCAAGAAGCAAAUAGACGUCUUUAUCAAGAAGGAUGUGGACUUCUUGAUUGCUGAGUACUUUGAGCACGUGGAGGAGGCCGAGUGGGCGAUUCAGGUUCUGAAGACCACCGGAAAGCCUGUGGCUGCAACUUUGUGUAUCGGACCAGAGGGAGACCUGAACGGGGUCACCCCCGGAGACUGUGCUGUCAAACUUGUCAAAGCUGGGGCACAGAUUGUGGGCAUUAACUGCCACUUUGACCCAGAAACCUGUUUGAAGACUGUGAAGAUGAUGAAGGAGGGAGUGGAGAAGGCCGGCCUGAAGGCUCAUUACAUGUGUCAGCCGCUGGCCUUCCAUACACCUGACUGCAACCGCCAGGGAUUCAUCGACCUGCCCGAGUUCCCGUUUGCUUUGGAGCCCAGGAUCCUGAGCAGAUGGGACAUGCAGAAAUACGCCCGGGACGCAUACAACGCCGGCGUUCGCUACAUUGGCGGCUGCUGCGGAUUCGAACCAUACCACAUCCGCGCCGUGUGCGAGGAGCUGGCGGCAGAGAGGGGCUCCCUGCCGACCGGCUCUGAGAAGCAUGGCAGCUGGGGUAUUGGCUUGGAGAUGCACACCAAGCCUUGGGUCAGAGCUCGGGCUCGUCGUGACUACUGGGAGAAGCUGAAGCCCGCAUCUGGCCGUCCUUUCUGCCCCUCCAUGGCCACACCAGACGGCUGGGGCGUCACCAAAGGCGACAACGACCUGAUGCAGCAGAAGGAGGCGACCAGCCAGGAUCAGCUGAAGGCCCUCUUCCAAAAGGCAGAUCAAAGCCACUGAGCCCUUUAAGGUUUCUGAUUAAGACCAGAAACAAAGAGGGCCCCGUUCCCUCAACUUUACCUACCAAAAUAUAAAGAAUUACAUUUUUCCUUUGUCUUUCUUAGGACCAUUUUUACUGUAUCAAAGGUGUCAAAUGCCGACUAUAUUCCAAAGUACUUUCCAGACGUGCGUCUCAGCUGAAUCAUCAUAUCUCUAAAGCUUGUCAGAUUACUGUAUCUACUGUGAAUGCAAACAAUUAAUGCCUUAACACUCCAAAAGUGCCUUGUCUAUGAAACCGUAAAGGACAAAAUAAAAUUUACUUAACAUC